Acaulospora morrowiae is the source of this 756-nucleotide messenger RNA. The record is from the annotation of a GenBank genome assembly. NCBI's taxonomy places the organism in Eukaryota, Fungi, Glomeromycota, Glomeromycetes, Diversisporales, Acaulosporaceae.
AUGCGUGCGACUUUUGCCCCUCGAAAUCUCAAGCCAAAAUCAAAAGUCAAGAAUUCUACCGGAUCCCAAAUUAAAAAGAGACUAAGAAAGCAGGUUCUGUUUCGUGCGACAUUCUAUCAAGUUAUAUGUGAUCACAAUCCAAACAUAAUUGCACUGGAAGAAGAAGACUUUGUAGAAUAUCUCUCGGAACAAGUUUGGGACUUGGGAAUUUUAGAUGACAGCAAGGUCAAAAAUGGGAAUGAAACUGGGAGGAACUCUAAGGAGAAUUCAUCGACAUUAACCGAACAAGAAAUCAUCACAAGAAUCUUUGAAAUAGUCAAGGAUGAUUUCAUCACAUUUGAAGUUUGUAAUGACGAAGAACAAUGUUUGGAAAUUUGCAAGGAUAUAGUCGUCAAGUGGAAAUCUGUGAGUAAUCCUUCCGCAUCCGCUGAAACUUCAUUACCCGGGACUUGUACUUUAUGUCAUCGUCAUAUGCCAUUGACAUUUCACCAUCUAAUUCCUAGAAUGAUGCAUAAGAGAGUUCUUAAGAAGGGAUUGUUUACUAAAGAAGAAUGCACAACCAGAGGUAUUGAUAUUUGUAGGCCCUGUCAUAGUGCAAUACAUAAAAUGAUUUCGAACGAUCAGCUAGCAUUGAAGUAUAAUACUCUGGAAAUGUUAUUAGAACAUGAAGGAGUCGUGAAGUUCGUGGGUUGGGCUUCCAAACAGAAGGGUUAUUCAAAGGAUCAUAUAAGAAAUUUGUUGAGGUUUCCUAAGUAG